CAAAUCUGUUGCUAAAUUGUUGGAAAAGAAAAGAUGAAUGAAAAUAAGAUAAGAUAGGUGAAUGGGUAGCGUCUUGUGGCAGGAAAACCGUGUUGCUGAUUGCAUUUAUCAUGGAAUCCUCGAGGCUUCUCGUGAAGCUAAUGCGUACAAGGCAAUGGAGAUUAAGGUAGAACAUGGGAAGUCUGAUCAUGAUCACCAUCUCAAUGAGCAAAAGCUUCCCCUCCUGGAAGCUGAUUUGCCCAUCCCUAACACAGAAGAGAAAAACUUGAUUCAGAAAGCUAUUAGUCAGACAUUUAAGAGCACAGCCCAUUUGGCUAAUCUAUUACCUACAGGAACGGUUCUUGCUUUCCAACUCUUAUCACCCAUAUUCUCAAACCAAGGCAACUGCGACUCAGUUAGCAGGUUCAUGACCGCCGGGCUAGUAGCUCUUUGCGGUUUGUCAUGUUUCUUAUCGAGCUUCACAGAUAGCUUCAGAGACAAGAACGGGGACGUCUGUUAUGGGUUGGCUACAUUUCGUGGCUUAUAUAUUAUUGAUGGGUCGGUAACUAUUUCACCAGAGCUCGCAGCAAAGUACCGCUUACGGUUUAUAGAUUUCAUGCACGCCUUCAUGUCAAUACUUGUAUUUGCAGCGAUUGCGCUAUUUGAUCAGAAUGUGGUAAAUUGCUUCUAUCCAACACCAUCGGCUGAGACGCAGGAAGUCCUCACGGCAUUACCAGUGGGAAUUGGUGUAAUUUGCAGUAUGUUGUUCGUUGUUUUUCCAACCCAGCGCCAUGGAAUUGGCUUCCCUCUCUCUCCCAUUUGAUAUAGUAGUUGUGCAAAGCCAUCCCUCUCCAAGAUGUAAAACUCAGGCAAAUUCAUUUGCACUUUUCAUCA
This is a messenger RNA of Hevea brasiliensis (rubber tree), 873 nucleotides long. RefSeq names its product protein DMP4. Gene Ontology annotation, biological process: endomembrane system organization. Bases 62 to 802 code for a protein of 246 amino acids. The transcript has 2 exons. The record is from RefSeq and is a predicted model, not a curated record. NCBI's taxonomy places the organism in Eukaryota, Viridiplantae, Streptophyta, Magnoliopsida, Malpighiales, Euphorbiaceae.